GCCCCUUUCGCUCUCCCCGUUUCCUCCAUUGGUUUCUUCAUCCUCUCUCUCUGUGUCGCUGUCGCUUUCGCUUUCUCUCUGUCCGAUCUGCAGGGGCGUUCUUCCGCCCCUGAAGCCGCCUUGCCGUUGUCCACAGCCCGCAGAAGAUAUUGAAGAAGAUGAGUGAGGUGUUUGAGAGAUACGAACGACAGUACUGCGAGCUGUCGGCGAACCUUUCGAGGAAGUGCUACGCAGCUGCCGCUCUUGAUGGAGAGCAAAAGAAGCAAAAGAUUUCGGAUGUGAAAGCUGGAAUUGAUGAAGCGGAAUCAUUGAUUCGGAAAAUGGACCUCGAGGCAAGAAGCUUGCAGCCGAACGUGAAGGCAGUGCUGCUUGCUAAGCUCAGGGAGUACAAAUCGGACCUUAACAAUGUCAAAACCGAAGUUAAAAGACUGACUUCUGGUGGCAACAAUUUGUCUGCCCGAGAUGAUUUAUUAGAAUCAGGAAUGGCUGAUGCUCUUACGGCAUCAGCUGAUCAAAAAGGGAGGCUGAUGAUGUCAACAGAAAGAUUAAAUCACUCUGGUUAUCGGAUCAAGGAGAGCAGGAGGACAAUGCUGGAAACAGAAGAGCUUGGUGUGUCAAUUCUUCAAGAUUUGCAUCAGCAGAGACAGUCUCUACUUCACGCUAAUAACACUCUUCACGGCGUAGAUGACAACAUCGGGAGGAGCAAGAGAAUCUUGACUUCCAUUUCCAGGAGAAUGGACCGGAACAAAUGGAUCAUUGGCUCUAUAAUUGCUGUCCUUGUUGUUGCCAUCAUAUUGAUACUGUACUUCAAGCUCAAGUAGUGGAUCUGCCGGUUCUUUCUUCCCUUUUUGGUUUCCAAGAUUCUACCAGAGAUGAGUCAGGCCUGCCUCUUGAUUUUUCUGGCUCGAGUGUCUUAUUCAUUCAGUUUGUAUUUGUGUUUUUGAGUGUGAGUGAUGAUAUGUGAAACAGUUAACUGAAUUUGAAGUGUGGUGAACAAAAAUUACGCAAUGCAAAGCAUGAGCAAGUAAUGGUGUAAUUUCUUGUA
Messenger RNA from Punica granatum (pomegranate), 1045 nucleotides. Lineage: Eukaryota; Viridiplantae; Streptophyta; Magnoliopsida; Myrtales; Lythraceae. The record is from RefSeq and is a predicted model, not a curated record.